Messenger RNA from Candidozyma haemuli, 648 nucleotides. RefSeq lists its product as uncharacterized. The record is from RefSeq and is a predicted model, not a curated record. The transcript has a single exon. Gene Ontology annotation, molecular function: RNA binding. Bases 1 to 648 code for a protein of 215 amino acids. NCBI's taxonomy places the organism in Eukaryota, Fungi, Ascomycota, Pichiomycetes, Serinales, Metschnikowiaceae.
AUGUCGGAACCGGUGCCGUUGGAUGCCCAAAGCGAGGCUUUGCGAGAUGAUGAGAUGCAGCAAGAUUUCGAGAUAGACGAAGGUGCUCAGACAACCAUUCAACCACCAGCUGGAGCCCCAGAACAGCAACAGCAACAGAAACAACAGUCUCCAGAGGAAAGGUUACAGCAAACGGAAAGAGAAGCCGAUGCUCUUAAUGAGAUCAACACGCAAGCCAGUGCAUCCAUUCGGUCCAAUGACCCAGAGAAAGCUGCUGAGCAGGCUGAGAUUGAUUCCAGAUCUGUUUACAUUGGUAAUGUGGACUACGGCACGAACCCUGUGGAGUUGCAACAGUUCUUCGCUGACUGUGGAGUUGUGGAGCGUAUAACCAUUCAAACGAACAAGAUCACUGGCCAGCCGAAGGGUUUUGCGUAUGUGGAGUUUGAGACGCCUGAAGGUGCACACAAAGCCGUGGCAGUCCACGAUGGGCACGAUUUCCGUGGCAGAACGUUGAAGGUGAACUUGAAGAGAACAAAUGUUCCAGGAUUUUUUAGAGGCGGUGGACGUGGACGUGGACGUGGAUUCCGCGGUAGAGGUUUCCAUAGGGGCCGUGGACGUGGCUUCCGUGGCGGCGGUGGCUUCCGUGGCGGAAGAUUCAACCCUUACUGA